This is a messenger RNA of Micropterus salmoides (largemouth bass), 776 nucleotides long. Its product is annotated as galactose-specific lectin nattectin-like. The record is from RefSeq and is a predicted model, not a curated record. Bases 151 to 648 code for a protein of 165 amino acids. Lineage: Eukaryota; Metazoa; Chordata; Actinopteri; Centrarchiformes; Centrarchidae. The transcript is spliced from 7 exons.
ACAACAUAAAUUAGUCCGUGUCCUGUGAUCAGUGCAUGACAUGCAAGCUAAGGAACCAAAGCACCCAGAAAAGAUAUAUAAGGACUGAGUUCCCUUUUCCUAGACAUCCUGCUACCUGCUACUGCAACUUCAUCUGAUCAUCACUACAAGAUGGCCUCAGGUCUUCAUUUCAUUGGGCUCCUCUGUAUGACCAGUGGGCUGUGGAUUGGAGCAAAUGCGCAAUGUGGAAAGAAAUCAGGUGAUUGCCCUGCGACCUGCCCAACUGGUUGGAUUCCUUUUGGCCAAAACUGCUUCCUGUUCCAGUUGGGUGAAAUGGACUGGGCUACUGCAGAGCGUUUCUGCACUUCUCUUGGUGGGAAUCUGGCCUCCAUUCAAACCCCAGAGGUGUACGCCUUCAUCAGAGAUCUGAUUUUCAGAUCGACUAACUCACAAAAAGCAACUUGGGUCGGAGGCUACGAUGCAGCGAAGGAGGGUGUGUGGCUGUGGAGUGAUGGUUCCAAGUGGGACUUCAAAGGCUGGGCAGCCGGGGAACCCAACAACGUUGGCAGAAAUGAGAACUGCAUGCACAUUAACUUUGCAGGAAGAGAUUAUGUCAACGAUUCCGACUGUGCUAGUAAGAAUUCUGUUAUUUGUGCCAAACGCCUGUGAAGAUCUUCAUCAUGUGCUGACACAUCUGCCCUGAGGAUCUCAAGCCUUGAUGACAGUGCUGGAAGACCAAUUGACAGUUAUGAUUUUAUUUCAGUUGAAUCACUCAAUAAAUGUAUCCUGUGCAGCAA